GAAGCCCAGGCUCAAAGUGCCAACUGACUUUGCAUAAUCUUUUUUUCAUUCUCCCUUUAGUAACAGAAGAAAGCUACUCCUCUGUGAACUUGUGCUAGAUCAGGCAAACAUGUCUGCAGUAUGUGGCUUCGUUGCGCUCCACACUGGGCAGAAGAUGCCUCUUGUAGGACUGGGAACUUGGAAAAGUGAUCGUGGCCAAGUGAAAGCAGCAGUGAAAUAUGCCCUACGUGUGGGGUAUCACCACAUCGAUUGCGCAGCAGCUUACAGCAAUGAAACGGAGAUCGGUGAGGCUUUCCAGGAAUGCCUUGGGUCCAACAAGGUUAUUAAAAGGGAGGACCUGUUUGUAACAUCAAAGCUCUGGAAUACCAAGCACCACCCAGAAGAUGUAGAGCCAGCGCUAAGGAAGACACUUGGAGAUUUGAAACUGGAUUACCUGGACCUGUACCUCAUGCACUGGCCUCAUGCCUUUGAGCGAGGGGACAAUCUCUUCCCAAAGAAUCCGGAUAACACGAUGCGUUAUGAUUACACUGAUUACAAGGAUACCUGGAAGGCUAUGGAGAAGCUAGUAGAAAAAGGUCUUGUAAAAGCCAUUGGGCUGUCAAAUUUCAACAGGCGUCAGAUCGAUGAUGUGCUUAGUGUGGCUACUGUCAAACCAGCUGUGCUCCAGGUAGAAUGCCAUCCUUACCUAGCUCAGAACGAGCUGAUAGCUCACUGCCAGAAACAAGGACUGGUUGUCACUGCCUACAGUCCCCUUGGUUCUCCAGAUCGCACCUGGAAACACCCGGAUGAGCCUGUGCUUCUAGAAGAACCUGGGAUCAAAAAACUGGCAGAAAAAUACAGCAAGUCACCUGCACAGAUCAUUCUCAGAUGGCAAGUGCAGCGCAAAGUGGUUGUCAUUCCCAAGAGUGUCACUCCCGCUCGCAUUCAGCAGAAUCUCCAGGUGUUUGAUUUCAGCCUCACAGAAGAGGAGAUGAGCCACAUUGGAAGCCUGAAUAAAAACUGGCGCUACAUUGUGCCAAUGGUUACGGUGGAUGGAAAACUAGUAGCAAGAGAUGCUGGACACCCCCAUUACCCCUUCAAUGACCCCUAUUAACUACUAGAAAAUAAGGCUUAGAGUAACAUGCUCCCCUGCAUGUCUUUCCACAAAAUAAUUGUUGUCACAAUUUGUAAAAAAAAAAAAAAAGUUUAAAUAAAACCUUUCUUCCUGAGUAGGUUUACUUACAAUGUCCUCUUCUAAUUGACCUCCUUUUUGGAGAUAGUGUAGCUUCCAUGUCAAAGUUUGUGGAUUUAUAACAAUGACUGCAAGCUUGCUCCUGGAAGCAUCAAAUCUUUGGGGGGUUAGAUAAAGAGUGGGGGAGUCUAAAUCAAGUUCCAAACAUAUCAUUAUCAAGCAAAGGUAAUACUGGGGGUUUACUGCCUUUGAGAAAGUUUUGAAAGCUUUAGUUAUUACCAUAAGGGGAGGGAAAAAAAAAUGGCAUGAAAGCAUUCUAAGACUAAACAGCUGCUCAGCCAUCAACUUUUUGCCUGUAGAUUUGAGAAGAAUAAAUGCAUACCCUGGAGCAGGCCUUCAGGGCAGUCCUCCCUGCUUGUCAAUGGAUAAGUUUCAGCUCAGACAAUAGUGCUGAUUGUCCUAUCACAAAAGCCUCAAGAACUUUUUAGCAAGUCUUGUAGAAAAACAUCCUGCUUUUUCCCCUAAAUUUGACCAGUGUCUGUUUACCAAGAAUUUCCAGUUUUGAGUUCUGGAAGGUCACAAAAUUAGAGCAGUGACCCGUCAGAGGGCCCCUUCCAUUUUAAUGUCACGUUUUUGACUGCUGCCUGGGUUGGUACCUGGGAGAACUGGUCCUGUCUCCUGUUCUACUGCUGACCCACUGGUAACACUGGGCAAGUCACUUGCCUUUCCUGUGCCUCUGUUUUCCCACUUGCCAUGUCUCUUUGUUACUCUCUGGCAGGGAAUUUACUGAGUGCUGAUAAACCGUUGAGCAGAACUGGAACCCUAUCUCUAACAACGGUUUUAUUUUGUUUCAGUCUCUUAUUAAUUAUCUGGCCAUCUGAGUACAAAGGGCAGGAGGGUUAGUACCUACCAGUGCUCUGAUGGUGAUACCUUCUGUGGCCUUAGCAAUGUUAACACUUUAUUUUGGUUUUUUCUACCUAUAAAAUAGAAAUAAUGCUCAUUUGCCUCUGGGCAGAUGGAGUAGCAAGGCAGAGUUUCUAAAGACCUCUCAGAUUUAAAACAAAGGAACUCUUUCAGAUCUGUUGAUGCCAUUCAGAGACAGUCAUAGGCAUGACUUCUCAUUUGCUGCCAAAUAAAGAAAGCUUAACUGACUGCAAGUGAAAUAGAGAACACUUUUUUUUGUUUGUUUUUCCCCUAGCCAUAACAAACAUAGAAUUAGAACAAUAAUAAUCUGUAUUCAAAUAGUUCAAAAAUUAAAGAAUUAAUUUUUUUUUUUAGCAUUUAGAGUAGGCCUAUAGUGAAACUAUAUUCAUUUCAAGCAUAAUGCUUCCUCAAGUAUUUCCUGCCCUGGGCCUCACAGCACGCAGCCAAAUGAGAACAAACCCGUUUAUCGCUUUUUGUAAUCAUUAUGUAAAAUUUAAAGAACUUCUGUUCCUCAGUAAAGUGUUUCCUAAUUUUUGCUGAAUUUACCUCAGUGGAGAAAGCCAUUACAGCUCAGUUAGGAUUCUUUACUAGACUGGAUGUUUUCCUCUAAGGGAAAUGAAAUCCCUGUUGCCUUUUUAUUAUUCUAAUCAAACACGGAUGACUUUGAAUACGGUUCUUACUGCAAAUCAGUAGGGAAGCAAUUUUACUUUGAAGGUGCUUCGUAGAAUGUUAACAGCAGUCAUCCUGCCAAGUGGCUUUUCUUGCAUGUAUUUCCACUUGCAUGUUUGAAUGUCUUAAAUAAAUACUGUACUUGGUGUA
Molecule: messenger RNA, 2914 nt
Organism: Athene cunicularia (burrowing owl)
Lineage: Eukaryota; Metazoa; Chordata; Aves; Strigiformes; Strigidae
Gene: AKR1A1
Product: aldo-keto reductase family 1 member A1
Exons: 9
Coding region: 110-1093 (327 amino acids)
Biological process (GO): aldehyde catabolic process
Cellular component (GO): cytosol
Molecular function (GO): aldose reductase (NADPH) activity
Source: RefSeq, a predicted model, not a curated record